Messenger RNA from Grammomys surdaster, 2214 nucleotides. It is a transcript of the gene Sppl2c, whose product is annotated as signal peptide peptidase like 2C. Gene Ontology annotation, molecular function: aspartic endopeptidase activity, intramembrane cleaving. Gene Ontology annotation, biological process: membrane protein proteolysis. Gene Ontology annotation, cellular component: Golgi-associated vesicle membrane; cytoplasmic side of endoplasmic reticulum membrane; lumenal side of endoplasmic reticulum membrane. NCBI's taxonomy places the organism in Eukaryota, Metazoa, Chordata, Mammalia, Rodentia, Muridae. The record is from RefSeq and is a predicted model, not a curated record. The transcript has a single exon. Bases 48 to 2117 code for a protein of 689 amino acids.
UGUGGGCAGCUGCCUCCUUGGGAGGACACAGAAGGUGGCUGAGGAGGAUGGCAUGCCUGGGUUCCCUCCUCCCCGUGGGCUUACUCCUCCUCCUCCUCAGCCCCGAGGCCCGGGGAGAAUACGGCGUGGUCCACGUCGUGUCAAAGAACUGGAGCAAGGACUACUGUGUCCUGUACAGCUCUGACUACGUCACCCUCCCCCGGGACCUGCGCUAUGCCCCACUUCUGCCCUUGCAUGACGGCACCAAGACACCAUGGUGUCCGGAUGAAGACUCUUUCCACCAGGCCCAGGACAGUUUCCCUAGACAGCGACCCCUGCACCAGACUACUACCAUGGUCACGCGUGGCAACUGUAGCUUCUAUGCCAAGGGCUGGUUGGCUCAAGACCAAGGUGCCCAUGGGUUGCUCAUUGUGAGUCGGGCCAGCAACCAACAGUGUUCAGAUACCACUUCAAAGCCCCAGGAUCCCAGCAAGCCCCGGCCUGCCCUCACCAUCCCAGUGGCUGUGCUCCGUUACACCGACAUGUUGGACAUCCUCAGCCACACUUACGGUGACACCAAUGUCCACAUAGCCAUGUACGCUCCCCUAGAGCCUAUUAUUGACUAUAACAUGGCGAUUAUCUUCAUCCUGGCAGUGGGCACUGUUGCUGCAGGUGGCUACUGGGCUGGUUUGAUGGAAGCAGACAGGCUGCAGAGGCACCAGGCCCGAAGAGGAGGGGGCCUUGGUGGUCACAAUCAACAACAAGCCAUGGCAGCUGAGAGAUCCCAACGGGCCUGGGAAGAUGAAGACUAUGAAGACGCACCUGUGGAUUUCACGCCAGCCAUGACGGGCGCUGUGGUCACCAUGUCCUGCUCCAUCAUGAUUCUACUGUACUUUUUCUAUGACUGCUUUGUCUAUGUCAUGAUUGGGAUCUUUGGCCUGGGUGCCAGUACCGGCCUCUACAGCUGCCUGGUACCCACAGUGCGCUACUUGCCCCUGUGGCGGUACCAGUGGGUCCUGCCUGGACACCGGGCUUCUGUAAAGUUGCCAUUACUACUGCUGGCAGGCCUGUGUGCCUUGGUGACUGUCCUCUGGGUCAUCUACCGCAAUGAGGACCGUUGGGCAUGGCUCCUGCAGGACACUUUGGGUGUUGCCUACUGCCUUUUUGUCCUGAGGCGGGUGCGGCUGCCCACACUCAAGAACUGCACUUCGUUCCUGCUGGCUCUGCUGGCCUUCGACGUCUUCUUUGUCUUUAUCACACCCCUGUUCACCAAGACUGGUGAGAGUAUUAUGGUAGAAGUGGCAUCGGGCCCAGCGGAUUCUUCAAGCCGUGAGAGGUUACCUAUGGUGCUCAAAGUGCCCAGGCUGAGCUUCUCAGCCUUGACAUUGUGUGACCAGCCCUUCUCCAUCCUUGGCUUUGGUGACAUUGUUGUCCCUGGAUUCCUAGUGGCCUACUGUCACCGCUUUGAUGUGCAAAUCCAAUCUCACCAGGUCUACUAUAUGGCCUGUACAGUGGCCUAUGCCGUGGGCCUGCUGGUCACCUUUGUCGCCAUGGUCCUCAUGCAGAUGGGCCAGCCUGCCCUGCUCUACUUAGUGUCCAGCACUCUGCUUACCAGCCUUGCUGUGGCUGCCUGCCGCCAAGAGCUCUCCCUUUUUUGGACUGGCCAGGGCAGAGCCAAGAUACCUGCUGAGCCUGUGGCACAGCCGUCCAGUGCCUCUGCCUUCGUCUCCAAAAUGAAGCUGGAGAGUGUGAGGGAGUCCCAUACAACCAACAGGUUUGAGGAGGCCACUGAUGGAGAGUCAGGGGACUUAGACGGCACCGGGGAUGAGAUGGCAGAGAUGGUCACCCUAUCCGAGGAUGAAGGCACAAGUCCAGAGGGCCACAGCGAGAGUUCUGAGGGCUGGAGUGACGCCAACUUGGAUCCCGACGAGCUACCCUCUGGCUCCCCGAUGGCCUUAGAGGAGCUGAUGCCUCUGGCUAUGUUGAUCCCACUGAUCCCACCGAUCCCACACCCCUCCGAGCUGGGCCACAUCCGCACCCAGUCUCGGGUCCAUGACAGCAGCCUGCCCUGGAUGGCGUUGCACAAGAGAAAGGGCUUGAAGGUGAAGAAAAGUAUGUCAACCCAGGCUCCCCUAUGAACAGAGUUCCCUAGGACCUGUACCUCUCAGAGGGCAUCCAGAACACUGCAUGGGAAUGCUAGGCAGGAUAAGAGAUUGGGCAUUAGAGAAACUCCCU